Molecule: messenger RNA, 2028 nt
Organism: Sitodiplosis mosellana (orange wheat blossom midge)
Lineage: Eukaryota; Metazoa; Arthropoda; Insecta; Diptera; Cecidomyiidae
Exons: 1
Coding region: 1-2028 (675 amino acids)
Molecular function (GO): nucleic acid binding
Source: RefSeq, a predicted model, not a curated record
AUGUACAGACAAAUUCGCGUCGAUGAAUCUCAAACUCACCUUCAAAGAAUUUUGUGGAGAGAAUCACCGGAUCAACCAAUCAAAGAAUUUGAACUCAGCACCGUAACAUACGGUACUGCAGUUGCACCAUUUUUGGCAACACGCACAUUAAAGCAACUCUCGAUCGACGGUUCUAAUGAAUUUCCAAUAGCGUCUCCUGUACUAAGGGAGGACUGCUACAUGGAUGAUGUGUUAUCCGGCGCAGACAGCGUCGAAGAAGCAGCAAUGCUAUCCGAGCAAUUGACCGAUUUAAUGAAAUCUGGUCAAUUUCGUCUGCGAAAGUGGUCCAGCAAUUCAUAUGAAUUAUUGAAUCGUAUUCCGAAAGAAGAGCGGGAAAUAAAUUCCAUUAACGGUAUAACGAAAACGCUUGGUAUUUGUUGGUCGACAGACACCGACGAGCUCGCAAUCAACGUAUCGUUAGAUUUGGAUGCUGUACCUCGCACUAAACGACAGCUCACGUCUGAAAUUGCCUCGCUCUAUGACACGUUGGGCUAUAUUUGCCCAGUGGUGAUCAUGGGCAAACAAAUCUUGCAAAAAAUAUGGCGUCACGAAAGCAAAAUCGAGUGGGACGAUAGCAUUCCACAAGAGUUUGUUGACGAGUGGCAAAAAGUUAAAGCAGAAAUAAAAUUCAUCGCCGAUUUGCGAAUUCCACGCUGGGUGAAUUGUAGUCGGUCAGACACCAUCGAAAUGCAUGGAUUUUCCGAUGCAGCCGAGGCCGGAUAUGCAGCGGCAAUUUAUAUUGUCAAUCGUACACGGUACACAGCGCAUUUGUUGGUUGCAAAUGCCCGUGUAUCUCCAAUAAAAGAAGACAAAAACAAUGAAAAUGUUACAAUUCCGCGUCUUGAACUUUGUGGUGCACUACUCUUGGCACAAAUGACGGAAAAAAUGAUUAAAAUUUUGGACAUCAACUUCAGUCGAAUCUGCUUGUGGUCCGAUUCGAGAAUCGUUCUCGAUUGGAUCCACGCCAAUCCAAAGAGAUAUAAAACAUUUAUUGGGUCAAGAAUUGCAAAAAUCAAUAAGCUCGUUGAAAAAGAUUGGUGGUCACAUGUACGUUCCGAGGACAAUGCGGCUGAUUGUGCAUCGCGUGGAAUCUCACCUGCGGAAUUAAGCACACACUCAUUGUGGUGGAACGGUCCGAGUUUUCUUGUGAAUGCGGCUCUGGAACCACCGCGAUAUAAACCAAAACUCGAAUUGCCAGUUCUCGAGGCUGCUGUUAAUGUGUCCAAAUUGGAUGAAAAAGAAAAAUUUACGCUGCCCGAGUCAUCAACAUAUGAAAAAUUGAAACGAGUAAUUGCUCUUUGUCAACGUUUCUCGUUCAAUAGCAAACCCAAAAAUAAAAACAAACGCACUGGCAUAUUAACUGCUGACGAGCUCGAAUAUGCUGAAGCGGCAAUUAUAAAAAAUGUGCAACAAGAAAGUUUCGCCGAGGAAAUCAAAAUGUUAUGCACAAAAGGUGAACUCAAAAAUACUAGCGCAUUGUUGAAACUGUCACCAUUUUUGGACAGCAAACAAGUAUUGCGAGUUGGCGGUCGCUUGAAAAACGCUGACCUACCCUACGAAGCGAUACAUCAAAUGCUAUUGCCAUCGAAACAUGCUGUAACAGCAUUAAUAAUAAAAAACGUACACUUGAACUGUUUACAUGGUGCACCUAAGCUAACUGAAGCAGUAUUGCGACAAAAAUUCUGGGUGCUAAAUAGCCAACGCACAAUCAAAGCGAUAAUCCACAAGUGUGUUGAUUGUUUUAAAGCCGCACCAAAAACAAUGCAUCAAUUUAUGGCUGACUUGCCAGAAAAACGUGUAAAUAUUUCCGAAAAACCAUUCAUUAACACAGCUGUCGAUUACACUGGUGCGAUUCAAGUCAAAUUGAUGAACGGUCGUGCGUACAAAACAAAGAAGGCAUACAUUGCUAUCUUUGUAUGCAUGUCAACGAAGGCGAUUCAUGUCGAAGUAGUCACGGACAUGACUGCUGAAGCAUUUAUUGCCGCGUAA